GGGGAAGAGGCAAAGGGUGGGGGGAGAACGCAAACUCGUCUGCUUCGUUUCGUCCUCGUCGAUUCGAUCGAUCGAUCGAUCUCACCCCCUCUUCCCCUUCGACGGGCGCAGCCGCCGGAGUCCUCCAACCCUCUCCUGUCCGUCCCCUCGCCUUCCGUGCUCCGAUGAGGUCGCCUGUGGCGAGGUCAGGGUUCUUGAUGAUGGUUCUGGUGGUUCUUGGAGUCUCGGGUUGCGGGAGGGCCAAGACCGAGGACGCAUACGUCACCCUCCUAUACGGAGAUGAGUUUCUCCUGGGAGUUCGUGUCCUCGGGAAGUCGAUCCGUGAUACCGGAUCCACCAAGGACAUGGUCGUCCUAGUCUCGGAUGGCGUCUCCGAGUAUGCCAAGAAGCUUCUUGAUGCUGAUGGUUGGAUUGUCCAGCAUAUAAGUUUGUUGGCCAAUCCAAAUCAUGUGCGGCCAAAGAGGUUUUGGGGAGUGUACACAAAAUUAAAGAUAUUCAACAUGACAGAUUAUAGAAAAGUUGUUUAUCUUGACGCUGAUACAAUUGUCGUAAAGAGUAUUGAGGAUCUAUUCAAGUGUGGAAAGUUCUGUGCAAACUUGAAACAUUCUGAAAGAUUGAACUCUGGGGUGAUGGUUGUAGAGCCUUCUGAAUCCACUUUUAGAGAUAUGAUGAGCCAAGUGAACUCUUUAUAUUCUUACACUGGAGGAGAUCAAGGUUUUCUGAAUUCAUAUUAUUCUGAUUUUCCCAAUGCUCAUGUUUUCGAGCCCAAUUUGUCUUCAGAUGCCAUGAAUUCUAGACCUGUACCUGUAAUGCAACGGCUCUCGACUCUAUAUAAUGCAGAUGUUGGUCUUUACAUGCUGGCCAAUAAGUGGAUGGUUAAGGAGGAAGAACUUAGAGUUAUUCAUUACACUCUUGGCCCCCUUAAACCAUGGGACUGGUGGACAGCUUGGCUUCUAAAACCAGUGGACGUGUGGCAGAAUGUUCGGAAACAACUUGGUGAAUCUCUUCCUGGGACUGGUGGAGGAAGAGAUCCUCAUGACCAGCUGUUGGUCAAAACCUUAUGUGCUUUUCCUGUUUGCUUGCUGUUUUUAUGUUAUUAUGGUUCCUUUCUUCAGAUAAUCAAGGAUUUCACCAAUAUACUUUCUCGAAAUUCCAUCUGUGAUUAUGCAAGGCGUAUCUACCAGCGAUUUAGAUCAGGAGGCCUUCCUGCAUAUUCUGGUGUUGGAGUUGCCCCAUCUUCUUUUGUGAAUCCCAGUCAACAGUUUUCAGGUGGUUCACAUUACAAGCUACCUGCUUACUUGGGCGCAAUGUCUGUUUUUGUCUGCUUUAUGGCUGCUGCGGUGUCCCUCGGUCUUUCAUUUGUUCUGGUUCCCCGUCAAGUGAUGCCAUGGACAGGCUUAUUACUGAUGUAUGAGUGGAGUUUUUUGACUUUUUUCUUAAUAUUUAGAUGCUAUCUAAAUUUUAUCCAUCAAUGGGGAAAUUGGACUGCGAAUCAGACUAACUAUAAUCGGCUUGAUUCUGACUCGGGAAAAGGUUCUCAACGCAGUGCCUCUGGUUGUGACGUAGUGGCAUGGUUUUAUUGGUUAGGGAUGGCAGUUCUGGCUAUUGUUGCCCCUUCACUGCCGUGCCUGUUGGGGAUUACUGCUCUUUUUACAAGGUUGGGUCUGAUGAUUGGCGGUGGUUUUGUUUUAGCUGCUUUUGUGACAUUUGCCUCGGAGCAUCUGGCUGUGAGAGCCUUUCUGAAAGGCUACGAAGAUCGUCCGUCAGCCAAGGUCUAGAAGCACGUGUUUUCUAUGCUAGGAGUUGUUGUAGUAAUCAUGUAUUAAAGUUUUGGAAGGUCCUCUUUAUUCGUUUAAUUGGAAGAUGACAUUGGGCCGUACGCGAGUUGAUAUUCAGAAAAAUUGAGACAGAAUGAAUAGAUUGGAACAUAAAAGACGAGGACGACUUUGCUGCUCCUUUCGGAAAGGGGGGGAGUUUAGCAUGAAUAUUUGCUUUGUGUUACAGUCGGCUUGGAGGGAUCAUUACAUGCUGGCAGAUGCGUACGAGGAUACUGUCGUGGGGCCUUUGGAUUUUGCAAGUUGCUUCUCUUACAUACUGUACGGGAUGGGAUGGGUGCAGUCUGUCUGACAGUUUGUUGA
Messenger RNA from Musa acuminata subsp. malaccensis (wild Malaysian banana), 2138 nucleotides. The record is from RefSeq and is a predicted model, not a curated record. Lineage: Eukaryota; Viridiplantae; Streptophyta; Magnoliopsida; Zingiberales; Musaceae.